Messenger RNA from Trematosphaeria pertusa, 1830 nucleotides. RefSeq names its product MFS general substrate transporter. Lineage: Eukaryota; Fungi; Ascomycota; Dothideomycetes; Pleosporales; Trematosphaeriaceae. The transcript is spliced from 4 exons. Bases 188 to 1777 code for a protein of 529 amino acids. Gene Ontology annotation, molecular function: transmembrane transporter activity. The record is from RefSeq and is a predicted model, not a curated record. Gene Ontology annotation, biological process: transmembrane transport.
GCACAAAGCCACCCGCCUCUUGACAUCAGGGCGCAGGGGAUUGUACCGUGGUAGACUUCCUUGUGUCUUAAGUGAAGGCGGGAUACACAAGUAUCUCGAGUGAUAAGCCGGCUGUCUCUUACCUUCCUUUGCAACUCAAUCUUCUACUCCUACUCCUCGAUUACUCUCCUUGCAACUUUCUCCGAACAUGGAGGCCGUUCCCGAAACCGAGCGCGACCCUAACUUUGGCGAGGGCAAAGAGCUCCAGGAAGAGCGCACGGAAAACGGGCGCAUCAUCAAGGACUCCAAGAUCGAACUCCAAGACUCGGACGCUUGGGACAAGCUGGGCUACAGCUUUCCCACGUGGAGAAAAUGGCAGAUUCUAAUGGUCGUCUUCCUCAUCCAGAUCAGCAUCAACAUGAACGCGUCCAUGUACGCUAAUGGUGUCUCGGGUAUCAGCGAGAAGUAUGGCCUCAGCAAACAGGUGGCGCGCAUUCCGCAGUGCACCUUUCUGGUUGCGUAUGCCUUCGGUUGCGAGUUGUGGGCGCCGUGGAGUGAGGAGUAUGGACGGUGGCCGAUCCAGCAGCUCAGCUUGUUCUUGGUCAAUAUCUGGCAGAUUCCUUGCGCGCUGGCACCGAAUUUUGCAACAUACAUCGUUUGUAGGACUCUCGGCGGACUGUCUACAGCCGGCGGUUCGGUGACCCUCGGUGUUCUUGCAGAUAUGUGGGAACCGGAUGAGCAAGAGUACGCCGUUGCCUUCCUAGUCCUCUCUUCCGUCGGCGGAUCUGUCGUUGGCGCAAUCGGUGGUGGCUUUGUCGAAGAAUAUCUUUCACUACCUUGGAUAUUCUGGAUCCAGUUGAUUGUCGGCGGAUUUGUCCAGGCCAUCCAUUUCAUCUGCAAUCCGGAGACCCGAGCGACGGUCCUGCUGGAUCGCGAAGCAAAGAGGAGGCGCAAGACUGGAGAGGAUCCCAAUGUGUACGGUCCGAAUGAGAUUCGCGAGCAAAGGCUCACGUUCAAGGAGUUCCAUACUAUCGCCUUAAGGCCAUUCUACAUGUUCUUCACCGAACCCAUAGUCUUAUGGCUCUCCUUGCUUAGCGGCUUCAGCGAUGCGCUCAUUUUCACAUUCCUGCAGUCUUUCCAGCCGGUCUACGAACAAUGGGGCUUUGGAACUGUUGGGGUCUCCCUGGCCUUCGUACCGAUUCUAAUCGGCUACUUCCUUGCCUACUUCUCUUACCUUCCCUCCAUUCAUCACUUCCGAGGUCAACGACGCAGCGGGAAAGAGCUGAGCCCAGAAGUUCGACUAUGGUGGCUUUUGUUCCUAGCCCCACUCGAGACUAUUGGACUUUUUGGUUUUGCCUGGACAUCUCUCGGCCCCAGCCACGGCAUCCCAUGGAUAGCGCCUAUGAUAUUCUCGACUCUAAUCGCUAUCGCCAACUACGCGAUCUACCAAUCCUCAAUCGACUACCAAACCGCGGCCUACGGUCCGUACGCUGCAUCUGCAACCGGCGGCAACGACCUGGCCCGUGACUUCCUCGCCGGUAUCGCCGCCUUGUACUCCGCACCAAUGUACUCCAAUAUCCCUGGUCGCCCGCUCGAAUACGCUUCGACUAUCCUGGCUUGCUUGGCCAUCUUGGUUACGAUCCCGAUUUAUAUCGUGUACUGGAAGGGUCCGGAUAUUAGGGAGAAGAGCAAAUUCGCGCUGAGCUUGGAUAAGUCGAGGCAGACGAGCAAGGAGAAGAGGAGGAAGAGUAGUUUGGCGGCGCUGGAGGGCGAGGUGGCGAGAAAGGAAAGUGUGUGAUGCUUCGUAAGACUUGAAUUCAUGAAUUAGGGGCGACGAGGGGUAUGUAACAG